Molecule: messenger RNA, 241 nt
Organism: Racocetra persica
Lineage: Eukaryota; Fungi; Glomeromycota; Glomeromycetes; Diversisporales; Gigasporaceae
Source: the annotation of a GenBank genome assembly
AACAUUUUAUUGGUGUAUUUGCUUCAUAUGUUAUAGCACCAGGAGCCGAGUUAACUUAUGACUAUAACUUCUCCACAUUUGGCGGCGCUCAAGAGCAAGAAUGCUUUUGUGGGGCACCUAACUGUCGUGGUUUGAUAGGUGGAAAACAUCGAUCGACAACUACAAAAUGUUGCAAUUAUAACCGUGCCCUUGAAAAAAGAUGGUUCCUCUGGAACGAUUUACAUUCUUCAUUAAGUGAAGG